Eutrema salsugineum is the source of this 1707-nucleotide messenger RNA. Its product is annotated as polyubiquitin. Gene Ontology annotation, molecular function: protein tag activity; ubiquitin protein ligase binding. Bases 141 to 1514 code for a protein of 457 amino acids. Gene Ontology annotation, cellular component: nucleus; cytoplasm. Lineage: Eukaryota; Viridiplantae; Streptophyta; Magnoliopsida; Brassicales; Brassicaceae. The record is from RefSeq and is a predicted model, not a curated record. The transcript is spliced from 2 exons. Gene Ontology annotation, biological process: modification-dependent protein catabolic process; protein ubiquitination.
UUUCCUCGUGACCGAGUCGGCCUCAUCCUCUCGCAUAUAAAGUAAGCCCUAAGCCCUCUUCUCCUUCACAAUUCACAAUUCAGUUUCCGAAACUUAAAAUCAACUUCUCAAUCCUCUCGUAAUCGCGAGUUAUCAUCAAGAUGCAGAUCUUCGUUAAGACUCUCACCGGAAAGACUAUCACCCUUGAGGUGGAAAGCUCCGACACGAUCGAUAACGUUAAAGCAAAGAUUCAGGAUAAGGAGGGAAUCCCACCGGAUCAGCAAAGGCUUAUCUUCGCCGGAAAGCAGCUGGAAGAUGGCCGGACCUUGGCCGAUUACAACAUCCAGAAGGAAUCCACCCUCCACUUGGUCCUCAGGCUCCGUGGUGGUAUGCAGAUCUUCGUCAAAACCCUAACGGGAAAGACGAUCACACUCGAGGUGGAGAGUUCUGAUACCAUCGACAAUGUCAAGGCUAAGAUCCAAGACAAGGAGGGAAUCCCACCGGACCAGCAAAGGUUGAUCUUUGCCGGAAAGCAGCUCGAGGACGGUAGAACUCUCGCUGACUACAACAUACAGAAGGAGUCGACCCUUCAUCUAGUCCUCAGGCUCCGUGGUGGUAUGCAGAUCUUCGUUAAAACUUUGACUGGAAAAACCAUCACUUUGGAGGUCGAGAGUUCGGACACUAUUGACAACGUUAAGGCUAAGAUCCAGGACAAGGAGGGAAUCCCACCGGACCAGCAAAGGUUGAUCUUUGCCGGAAAGCAGCUCGAGGAUGGUCGUACACUAGCUGAUUACAACAUUCAGAAAGAGUCGACCCUUCACUUGGUUCUUCGUCUCCGUGGUGGUAUGCAGAUCUUCGUGAAGACUCUUACCGGCAAGACAAUUACCCUCGAGGUUGAAAGCUCUGACACCAUUGACAACGUCAAGGCCAAGAUUCAGGAUAAGGAAGGCAUCCCUCCGGACCAGCAGAGGUUGAUCUUCGCCGGAAAGCAGCUUGAGGAUGGUCGUACCUUGGCAGAUUACAAUAUUCAGAAGGAGUCGACCCUUCAUUUGGUGUUGCGUCUGCGUGGUGGCAUGCAGAUAUUCGUGAAGACCCUUACAGGCAAGACGAUUACUCUUGAAGUCGAGAGCUCCGACACCAUUGACAAUGUCAAGGCUAAGAUCCAGGACAAAGAAGGCAUCCCUCCGGACCAGCAACGUCUCAUCUUCGCUGGAAAGCAGCUCGAGGAUGGUCGUACCUUGGCGGAUUACAACAUUCAGAAGGAAUCGACCCUUCACUUGGUUCUGCGUCUGCGUGGUGGUAUGCAGAUCUUUGUGAAGACACUCACCGGAAAGACAAUUACCCUCGAGGUGGAGAGCUCUGACACCAUUGACAACGUCAAGGCCAAGAUCCAAGACAAGGAAGGCAUCCCUCCGGACCAGCAGCGUCUCAUCUUCGCUGGAAAGCAGCUUGAGGAUGGUCGCACACUUGCUGAUUACAACAUUCAGAAGGAGUCGACCCUUCACUUGGUUCUCCGUCUUCGUGGUGGUUUCUAAAAACUUGCGCCUGGUUACUUUAUCAUGUUUUCAAAAGUCGUUUCGUGUUUCUAAAACUUCUCGUUGUUUGUGUUUUGGGGGCUUCUAAAGCCUCCAGUUAAAUAAUUGAUGAACUAUGAUGGCUUCCUUUUCUCUUUUUGUUCUAAGACAUAUCGUAUUUCUCUAUAUUGGACUGCCAUUGGCCCUUUGUCCU